AACUUGGACAUCGAUGAUCGACGUCGCAUGAAGCUUCUUCAGGCAGAGCCUCCAUGACGCUGCCAAAACAGCCUCCUCACAGCCACAGAUGCUUAGAACAGCAUCCACAGCGCGACACCUGUGCCGCAGGUGCAGCCGCCUCGCCUGGCAACGGCCAUCAAGAUCUUACGCGAGCUCGGCCAAGCCCGACAUCUACGAUGUGGUCUGCGUGGGAGGUGGCCCCGCGGGCCUGAGCUUGCUCACUGCUCUCCGCUCGAAUCCCGUCACGGCCGGCCUGCGUGUGGCCCUGGUGGAAGCGCAGGACCUCUCGAAGCUAAGGGCAUGGGACCUGCCACCCGGCCAGUACUCCAACCGCUGCAGCUCUCUGACACCGUCUUCUGCGAACUUCCUCGACUCCAUUGGCGCGUGGUCGCAUCUUCGGCGCGAGCGCGUGCAGCCCUUCCACGAGAUGCAGGUCUGGGACGGCGUCUCUGGCGCGCGGGUCGAGUUCGACUGGAGCAGCGCCGCAACAGCGUCGCCAGGGACGUCAGGAGAGUUCGGGGCGGAUGGUAGGGAUGUGGGCAGCAGCAGUCAGACGAUCGCAUACAUGGUCGAGAACCUGAACCUGACGUCGGCUCUGCUCCGCCGCCUGGAGGAGCUUGGUGGUGUUUCCGUCUUUGAUGGCGCCCGUGUGGAGGACAUCAGCUACGGCGAGAGGACAUCCGAGAUGGACAUGUCGCAGUGGCCCGUCAUCAGCCUGACUGGUGGGAAGCAGGUGUGGGCGCGCCUUCUGGUCGGGGCCGAUGGCGCAAACAGCCCCGUACGGACCUUUGCCGGCACCGAGGCGCGCGGCUGGGACUACGAGCGCCACGGUGUUGUGGCUACCCUGAAGCUGGGAGACGCACAGGGAGUCAAGGCCAUGAUGCUAGCACACAACGGCGGCCGCGAGACGGCGUACCAGCGCUUCCUGCCCACAGGUCCCGUCGCGGCUCUCCCGUUGCCGGAUAACCACGCCACCCUUGUCUGGUCGACGACGCCCGAGAAGGCCGCGGUGCUCAAGUCGCUGGCCCCCGCCGACUUCGUCGCCAUGGUCAACGCAGCCUUCCGCCUGAGCCCCACGGACAUCGAGUACAUGCACACGCUGUCGGCGGGCCAGGCCGACGAGCUGGCCUGGCGGCUGGAGCACACGGCGCCCAUGACGGCCGCCGAGCGCGAGAACCCGCUCGCGGUCCCGCUGCCCGCGGUCGGGGUGCAGGAGGGCACGGUGGCGUCGUUCCCGCUGCGCAUGCGGCACGCCGACUCGUACGUGGGCGAGCGCUGGGCGCUGGUGGGCGACGCCGCCCACACGGUGCACCCGCUCGCGGGCCAGGGCCUCAACGCGGGCCAGGGCGACGUCGAGAGCCUCUCGCGCGCGCUGUCGGCCGCCGUGGGCCGCGGUCAGGACCUCGGCUGCCGCCUGGCCCUGGAGCCGUACGAGUCGGAGCGGUACGCGGCCAACCACGUCGUGCUGGGCGUCUGCGACAAACUCCACAAGCUCUACUCGAUAGAGUGGGCCCCCGCCGUCGCGGUGCGGUCCCUCGGUCUUGGAGCCGUCAACGCCUCGAGGCCGCUCAAGGACUUUUUGAUGCGCCAGGCUGCAGGCAACAGGUUCAAGAUUCUGUGACGCUGAGGAGUAGACUAGAUGUGAGUAUGCGUCUAAUACUGUACCAAUAUCCAUCCCAUGGCACUAGUCUUUUGAUGCCCGCCCGGAGAUCUUUGGGCGCACUUGCAAGAUAUCUGCCUGGCUAGGCCGGCGGAGUGGUCCAAGCUUCCACAUAUCUUCCUCCUUUGACCCCACCAUUCUCAUUGUCAAGAGGUCCGUAGGAGUGUUCAGCAGCAUUCUGCGCCCCAAUAUCUCAUUGAUGGGGAAAGGCCAAGAACCGGAAAUAUCAGUACCAAUUCUGAUUUCAGUUAUAAUUCACCUGAUGUCCUGCCUGUCCAUCUAUGGCUUUCUCAUGCUGUCAUAAUCUUGUUGUUCCAUCACAGUAUCCAGGUGGCUGCAGCAUGCAGGCGUGAAUAGGAAUGCUCCUAUUGAUCUUGGAACACUCGUGUCCAGACCACGGAUAUGUAUGCCUUCGCUUUCUAGCAUUCUCCCACACAAUGGAGUGACAUGUAUGAACCAUGGGCAGCCUUCCCAUUGUCAAGUAUCUUCCAGGACUCGACGAAGCAAGAAGCCUGCAGACCUGGUGGCCC
Molecule: messenger RNA, 2211 nt
Organism: Gaeumannomyces tritici R3-111a-1
Lineage: Eukaryota; Fungi; Ascomycota; Sordariomycetes; Magnaporthales; Magnaporthaceae
Exons: 2
Coding region: 89-1642 (517 amino acids)
Biological process (GO): ubiquinone biosynthetic process
Cellular component (GO): mitochondrion
Molecular function (GO): oxidoreductase activity, acting on paired donors, with incorporation or reduction of molecular oxygen, NAD(P)H as one donor, and incorporation of one atom of oxygen; 2-octaprenyl-6-methoxyphenol hydroxylase activity; FAD binding
Source: RefSeq, a predicted model, not a curated record